Molecule: messenger RNA, 3062 nt
Organism: Cucurbita pepo subsp. pepo (vegetable marrow)
Lineage: Eukaryota; Viridiplantae; Streptophyta; Magnoliopsida; Cucurbitales; Cucurbitaceae
Source: RefSeq, a predicted model, not a curated record
UUGAUGUAAAUCGUAUGUGUUCUAACUUCGACGGUUCAUUAAAAUGGCGGAACGCCACUAAAUGAUCGUGUUUAUCGCCUGUUGAUGAUCUACCUUGUGGCAUUAGCUUUCGAUUCUGCAUUUUCUAGCGUGUAUAUUGAUUCCCAAUGAAGAACAAAACCGAAUCUGCUUCUACUUCAUCUCUUGCUUGGCGUUGGACAAUCGAAGCCCUUGCAAGUUUCGAGGAAGUGAAACCAUCUCUAUUACAUGAUGUAAUUGAUAACGUUUCAGAAUUACUUGACGGUACUAGAAAGAAUGCCGGGGAGAUGGUUGCAUUGAAAUGCUUGGAGGGUUUGUUUGGUUCUUUAAAUUAUAUUGGAGAAAAUGUUCUUCCUGUUCAAGAAUCAAAAGUUAUGUUUGAUUCAUCUGAGAGUUGUGAAGAUGUUUUUAAACGCAUUUAUAAGGAGACUCCAAAAUCUUCCUUAAGAGUGGCUGGACCAGAUUUGUUAAAAUGGGAUGUUAGAUCCUUUACUGACCAAAAAAGAGCAUCCAUGCGUUGCACAUUACAUAAGCUGAAAGAUGCAAUUCUCGAUGGUACACAUCCUUAUGCUGAUUUCUUAAUGCAAAAGAGUGGGUUAACACCCAUAAAUAAGAGGGAUAACAUUUGUCUGAAUAAUGAGGAUUGUAUCGAGCUCAGCGGGAGACUUGAUAUUAGCUCCUCUGGUCCUCGAGGCCAAAAUGAGAAGGGUAAAGGAAGCCCUUUACUUGAGGAUGAUAGAAGAAUAUCAGUGGUGAACCCACCUAGCUCUAGUUUGUUACCUUCUAAAAGGAGUGGUGUUGACUUUACGUCUGAAGACGAGGCUAGACAGUUACCUGGUUGGGAUGAUGGUUACAUUAAUGUCAAGAAGCUUAAGCAGCAUUCUGCGCAUACUUCGUUUUCAGGACAGGAAGUGGCUUCUUCACAUGAAACAGAGGUGUUAGAAGAUUCACCUGAAAGAAGAGUGCCGCAAAAUGAGAGAGAUGAUACUGAUCGCUUGGAUGAACAUCAGAUAACUUCGGUGGACGACGAACUUGUAGAGGAUGUGCAUUUUGGGUCAAAGAAAUCACAUCAGGAUCAAUCAGGGAUUCCUUGUUAUACUAUGCCGGCUAGUACACGAGAUGAUGAGAUGCUGGAAGUUGUUUGUGUCGAGAAAGUGAAAGAUGGAAGUGAACUGCCUUUUGAACCAAAAACAUCUAAUCCUUCUCCUGCUGAAGGAAACCUUCAUAACACCAGCCCUGACAAUUCCAAGUGUGACUCUGGGCAUGAUUAUCGUGUAAAUGAAACAAAUACUAUGUCUCCUAGUGGAUUUAUGUCAAAGACUGUUGCUACAAAUAUGGAGGUUGGUGUGUAUCCGGAUGUGAAAGAGAAAGAUCUGUUAAGUGAUAGUGAUGGAUAUCAUGAAACAAUAGAUAUUGCCACGAGAAAAAAAGAAUUUCUUAGUUCGCAAUGUAUGGUCGAUCACGAUUCUUUUCCAUUAGCUGACAGUAGAGUUCUUGCAGUUUGUGUGAAAUGUAAUGAGGGUGGUCAGUUGUUGUGUUGUAACAUUAGUGAUUGUCCUUUGGUGGUUCAUGCCAAGUGCUUGAGUUCCUCGGCUAGUAUGACCGAUGAAGGUGACUUUUGUUGUCCUUUCUGCUUGUAUUCACUUGCUAUAUCAGAAUACCUCGAAGCUAAGAAGCACGUUGCAUCGGUAAAAAAAAAUGUUGCUUCUUUUUUUCGUACUGCUUUGGGACAUCAAUCAGCAGUUCUUCAAGAGGUAUUGCAACAAAAGGAUGUUGACGCUUCACAAAGAGCUGUAGUUGAGGAUGUUGCUAAAAUUUGUGAAGAUGUGGACUUGGAAAGUAAAGACAAUCAAGUAAGUCUAGAUGGAGAACGUGUAAACGAAGUUGUUGACUAUCAAUCGACAACAGAUACAGAUACCGAGCAAAUGACAGAGCUAUCAAAACCAUUGCAUAUUGCCAAUUCCAAUCAUAGACAAAACAAGGCAAGUCCUUCGAGAGUAGCAUCUGAUGCUUUAUUAGGCCAGGAAAAUGGCUACGAAUUGGUGGACCAAGAGUGUCAAGGCAAUACAGUUGCAGGUGUGGUGGACCAAAAGUGUCGAGGAAAUGUUGCAGAACAGGAAGAUGGUCAAAAAGACACCGAGCAGCAUGACAUUUACGAAAUUCUCCAUGAAGGUCGUGGGCCAGUUGAACCAGCGGCUACGCAAAAUGGUUUACAGUACCAAACUGAUGACAGCGAAGGCAAAGCUGCUCGUGCAAUUAUCACUGAAGGAGAAAAAUCUUCUGAUGAUGGCAAUGACGAGUCUAUCAUUUCUAGAUACUCCAUAAGAUUUCGACAGAAAUGUCAUCAUACAAGUCCAGAAACUCAUCCAUUAAGACGGAAGAAGCUAGCCUGGACAGCUGAGGAGGAGGAGACUAUUGCUUUGGUAUGGGGAUUGAUUCCGUUGCAGCAGUUGAUCUUGUUGGCUUGAUUGGUUGCUCGUGGGGCUUGCUUCGCUUCUUCAAUUUGUAUACCUUCUAGUAAGCUAUUCAAGACAUGGUAGCUGUUCUUGGCUAUUGGCAUGAUAUAAUCACCUAGCCUACAUAUCAGCUACGCUCGAUAUGUGGGAUUUCUGUUGGAUAUGAUCUUUCGCGAAGUGCAAAGCAACGAGACCAAGAGGAGCACAUCUUGGGGCACUGGCUUCGCUCGAAGCACGCAAAGGAACGAGCCUUCUCAAUAUAAGCUCCUCCAAGGCCUAAGGGUGGAUUGAAUCCAAUCCCAUCCAACAUAGCACGAAAUUUGUGAUUUUUCACAUCUUCCAUGACCACACGGUUCCACUGUAGCCGACACCCUUUAUCCAAAAUCACUCCCCAAGAGAGAGAGGGGAGAGAAGGAAGCAUGAACAUGAGCAUGGGAUAAAGAUGAACAGGGGAGUCUCAAGAAUCAUGGCUUAAAGACAUGUGAAAAAGAAGAGCCCGUGAACUUCAACAAUGAAUCGAGAAACUUAAAGACGAGAGUAAGAACGAGAAAGAAGACGAAGCUUCACUAGGAGAGGAGACAACGACGG